Seminavis robusta is the source of this 4927-nucleotide messenger RNA. The record is from the annotation of a GenBank genome assembly. NCBI's taxonomy places the organism in Eukaryota, Bacillariophyta, Bacillariophyceae, Naviculales, Naviculaceae.
CAAAAGAUUGGCUCUAUGCUCACAAUUUGGAUCAUUGAAUUCAAAUCACUCCAAAGCCCAAACAACAAAAGCAUCUACACUUUUAAAAAGCUGUACAGAAACCAGACCCAGCUGAACAAAGCAAGAUUUCAACCGAGUGAAGCAAGAAACUAAGAAAGAACAAAAAGAAAGCCCGAUAAACAAUCUCACAACGCCACUAUAAAGCCAACAACACCGAAUCAAUCCUUUGCUACCAACCAACCUGAAACCAUGGCAUCUGUCGAAAAUAUGUCAACUGAGCUUCCGCCUCCUGAUGUUGCACCUGAAAAGGCUGUUGACAGUGACGCCAUUCCAGUCUGGUUCAAUGUGCGCCGCACCACCUCUUCGCCUUGCAAAUCCUGCGCCUUUAUGUGUGGGAUGUGGAUCCUUACUUUUGCCACAUUGGUCUUCCUGAGCGUGGCGGUGGGAACCUUGGAGUUUGAACUAGGUGUACCUUUCUAUGACAGAGCCGAAAUCAACCAGGAACGAGAAGAUUCCUACAAGGCCACCAAUCGUGAUGCCGAUUGGGUGGCCGCCAUUGGAUCUGGAAGUGGCGCCAAUGGUGACUGCGUCCACGAGAGCCCCACUGUCUUGACGCGCAAUGGGACGCUCCUCCAAGGACCCGCCCCCUCGAGGAACUGUCAGAGAGCUGGAACUCAUACCCUCAACGUCCUUUUCGUUUCCAAGGAUCGCAAGCGCAACAUCUUGACGGCGGACAACCUCAAGCAGAUUCAAAACAUUGAAGACCAUAUCCUCGCCAGUCAAGACCUGACCAAGUACUGUCAUCUCAUUGAUUCCAACUACACAGUCUUUCCUAGCCGUGACCUGGAAGAGUGGGAAGACACCAUCUUGGAUUCCGCUGGUGCCACCGAAAUGAAUCAUGCUGCGUGCCGCCGCAUCUCGUCGCCUCUCAACUUUAUGGACCCCCUCUACUACGAUUACGUCAACGAAACUGGACUGGGAUACCACCUGGUGCCGAGCGAUGUCGUCCCGCAGGAUUACAACCUGGAACAAGACAACAUUUUUUCGGUGGUGAGCUACUGGGCAGGGUUUCCCGAACUCAAAACUUUUAAUUUGAGCGGCUACCCCACCGCCGUGUCUCAGACCGGUGGAACCUCCUUGACGCUCCCCAACAUGUUCCACAAGGUUGUCUCCUCCGAGUUUACUACUGGCAGUACCGAAGCAGUUGGAUUGAUCUCGUCGUAUCCCUUGGGUUUGCCCAUUCAUGGCUAUGCAAGCUCGAGCGAGUCGCGAGAUGAACAGUUCGAGGAAACGGGUCAGUGGCUCUGGGAUGAAUUCGAUACCUACCUGAAGGGAGCGAGCUUUGGCGAUGUAGAUGUGUACUUUUCGGACAGUGAAGGGCAAAUGGCAAUGGCCGAAGGAGGAUACCUCGCGAUGGUCUCCUUUAGCUUCUUCCCAGCUUCCAUCUUCUUUGUCCUCGUGUACCUGACCUACAUGCAAGAUUCCAUCUUUAUUGGACUGGUCGGUAUCAUGCAGAUCCUACUGUCUUUUCUACCUGGUGUCCUUCUUUACCGAUACCUCUUCCAGGAAACCUACUUGGGAAUCCUCAAUCUAAUUGCUGUAUACAUCAUCCUCGGAAUUGGAGUUUCCAACCUCUUUGUGUUCUGUGAUCAAUUCAACCAUCAUGUGGGCGAGAAACGAUUUGAUCAGCGCAUGCAAAAGACCUUCAACACGGUUGCCAGGACAUGCUUCAACACCAGCUGUACCACCUUUGUCUCUUUCAUGUCAAAUGCCGUCUCAGUCUUUCCUGCAGUGGCCGCGUUUGGUCUCUUCGCGGCACUCUUGGUCCUUGUGAACUAUUGCGCAGUGAUCCUCUUUUUCCCUUCUGCCUACGCUGUGUAUUUCAAGCACAUCAAGCACCGCUGGUACGACCAUCCUUCCCGUAUCAUCUGCUGCAAUACCACCCCCUGGACCGACGACAUUUUUGUGGUCGCCGAGGUUACAAACGACGACAACGUUAAGGCAAGCCACGAGAACGACAGUGAUGAAUACGGUGUCGAGAGGACGGAAGUGAGUGAAACGCAAACCCAGGCGGACGAAGAAAGCCGCCAAGGUGACUCUCGAGGACUCGUCACCUUCUUUCGAGAAACCUGGGGACCCAUGGUGAUCAAGUUCCGCUUCUUGAUUGUCAUCUUCUUCCUGGGAGUCUUUGGUGGAGCCUUGUACUUGAUGGGUCAACUAGAGCCAGAAGAAGACAUCCCUCAAAUCCUCCCCGAUUCCAACAACUAUGUCCAGUACUCUGAUGUUUUGCUGGAAAACUUUGCACGAGCUGGCAACCCAACAGCCAUUCAAGUUUACUGGGUCUCUGGAAUCAACCCGGAUGAACCCAUUGACAGAACUGGUACAGUCGACACCAACACAACGGACUACGGAGUGAGCAACUACGUGGACUGCAAUGCGUAUGACCCAUCUACUCCUGCCGCCCAAGUCUGGGGCUUGCAAACUUGCCAUGACAUGUUCUUUGGCAACGUCACCGAAUACCAUGGAGGCAACGCGGACUUUGUUCAGGAUGGAGCCAAGGGACCCCGUGCGAGACGUAUCAUAUCCGAUUUGAUCGAACCCAGUGACUUCAACUACUACUCCAUGCUGUCGUGUCCCGCCCAAGGCAUGCGCGAUUGGCUCUUGACGGAUAAUGGAUGUGCGGCUCUAACCAACGUGUCGCUUCCCUGCUACGAAGAGACCCGGCUCCGAGAAGGUUGCACCACUUGGGACACGGAGGGCAACUCCUGCGAGCCCUACCCGGUCCCGUCCGAGCACUACGGAGCCUUGUUAGAGCAGUUCUUGUUUGAUCCCCAAGCUGACCCCACUACUCGCCUGACCAAUUACGAGAAGUACUACGAUCAAAUCUUUGUGGCCCAGACGGACGAACUCACCGACAAGCAACAGGACCAAAUCGAGUCUCAAGAUUUCUCGUGCCGUCAUGUUCCAGAACGCGAUUUGGUAUUGUUGUCCAUCUCAUCGAAGGCUACGCUGGAGCAAGACUUUGGCUUGAGCUACGAAGAUGGAAUUGAGCUGUACGAGCUUUGGGAUUCUUGGAGCGGACAGAUGAAACAAGCCGGUCCUCGUGAAAUGACGGGGACAAUGCAAACGUCGAACGGAGCUUGGGCGUUUUACUACUUGAGUGAAACGCUUAUUGACGAAACUUACUCCUCCAUUUACCUGGCAUUGGGUCUGGGAUUUGUGAUUCUUGCCGUGGUUGGAGGCAACCCCAUCAUGGCCUUUUUCAGUGUCUUUACCAUUUGCCUGAUUGUGGUCGACGUGUUUGCCUUUACAGUGUUGAUGGGUUGGAGCCUGGGAAUCCUGGAAGCCGUCAAUUACGUGGUGGUGAUUGGUCUUUCCAUUGACUACUGCGUGCACAUGAGCGAAGCCUACACCAAGUCCCACUCGACCGAGCGGUUCCCACGUGUGAUUCACACCUUUGAGGAAAUGGGAAUCUCCGUGCUAUCUUCCUCCUUGUCGACUUUGGGUGCCAGUUUCUUCAUGUUCUUUGCCCCUGUCGUCUUCUUUGUCAAGUUUGCCGCCUUUAUCUUUGUCACAAUCACCCUGUCCGCCAUCUAUUCCUUGACGUUCUUCCCCGCGGUCUUAUCGAUUAUGGGCCCCACGGGUGAUUUUGGCAAUUGGCACUUUUGGGUGAGCAAGAUGCUCAACAAGAACAAAAACAAGAAUGCUGAAUCGUCUCCUCGAGCCACUCCUUCUGCUUCAAACCUUCCCUUGGAAACCAUCACGUUUGAUCAUUUUGAUCCUCUGCAAGUCGAAACUGAAGUUGAGGUCUAGCUAGCUAGAUUUGAUCCGGCCGGCUAUACCAGUCGGCAUCUUGAGACAGUUCGCUGCCUCCAAUAUACCGGUAUAUGUUCCCAGUUUGUCCUAAAAGUCUGUACAUAAACGAAACAAGUUAUUAGAAGAUUAGAUCCCAUUGUGUGUGUCAGACCUUUGUGGGGGUUCUUGACUGGUGUCAUCAUCGUUGUGGCGAGUCAGCGACGUAUGUUCUAGCCGAUUGUUGCCUUCUGCAAAAGCGCCUGGCUGUGCUGCACGCCUCGGCUCGUGGAUAAGGUACUUGGGGUUUGGCUUGUUGCAAGAUCUCCGAUUCUCUUGCUUCCUGUUCGUACACGUGUUCGAUGGUUUCUUGCGUGUCCGUGGGGUAAUUUGUGUCCUUGUAUACCUCUUUCGUGUUGAUGGGUACGCAAUGCGAUCCUUGGCUUCUUGAAGCAUGGGAGAAUUGACGGGCGGGGGAGCAGGACGCCGGUUUGCAUCAUUAUUGGCUGAAGUGGUGUUGGUAUGUUGGUGGCUUCCUGGCGGCCCUGAACGAGUUCGGGGAUACUAGUAGUGAAUGAUCGUCAUUCGUUCGUCCUAAGUUUUAGUUACGAAUUGUAGUCUCUAGCUAGAAUGCCUUCUAAAUAAAACCGGACUUCAAAAAUAAACGUGGUCUUUUAACAACGCACUCGUCCUGCAUGCACCUCUCCUCUGUCAGCCGAUUAAAGUGGUCCUGAUAGUGUGGCUAGAGCUUCCGACGAGGCACCUCUGUGGCUACUGGUAUUCAUAUCUGAAACUAACAGGGUACGUGUAUAGUCUAACUUAGUCCGGAGCCACAGCCAUGGUACCUGGUACCAGCAUGCACAUACAAUGCUACCCCGCAAUAUGACUGUCACUCAAUCUUGUUUUCUCUGGCAAAAAAGCUUAUUUAGCGCGUUUAAAAAUCCGCAGAAGGUCAGCUUUAUCAUUCAGGUAGAUAUGGUAAUAACCGUUUUAAUGCAAAUAUGCAGACAUUGAAUUGCAUGUUUACUCCAAUGACCCGUUGUGCGUUUAUUCUGGCUGACGCUGCCAUCGUCGCACCGGCGGGGUGGUACCGGUACUGCUCAGGACAGCCAACGAGCCAACCUACCUAGUAACC